AUGAGCCUCCCUACGCUGAGGGUUGAGCUUCUAUGUCCAACAGUGAGUCAGUGGGAGAGUCUCCUUCAAAGGUAGGAGACUAGUAAUUACUGAUAAUGAUUGUUGACUGUCAGGGUUUUAGCCCCGUUCCUGCCACUUCAGCCCCUGCAAUGCACAUGCUAAGCACUUGACUCAUGUUUAUCUUAAAGGCUCACAAUAACCCUUUGAGUGGAUACAAUCUGUAGUCUUCACAGGUAAGGAUACAGGUCCAGAGGGGCUGGGUUACUUGCUCAAGGUCACACAGCCAGUUCUCAGUGGUGCUGCCCUUGAACCCAAGUCCGCCUACUCCAAAGCCCUGCCCCUAGCCUCUGCCAUCUUCCCCUUCCCGACUUCCACUCACACCUGGUGUCGCAGGUUGCCCUGCUCCCCUCCAACCAAUUAUCCUAUAGGACACAGGGUGCAUGCUAAACUGUUUGUUGACUGACUGACAGACCUGCUCGCCCAGUGGAAGGUAUUUGCCUGGGGAUGUUUUCCUCUCAUGCCCAGGCCUGAAUCUGUUCUUGGUCAGAGUUAUCUUGGGCUUAAAGGUCAAGGGAGUGGGGGAGGAUGUGCUGGGAAGGAUAGGGAGGACACAACAGUCACAGUCGGGAGGCCACACCCUUGAGUGAGCCACGCAGAAGUCCUCCAAGGAAGCAGUAUCUGUGACCCUAUUCCAUGGCAGAAACCACCAAGGCUGAGCUGGCUCAGCUGAGGUCACUUCUGGAAAAGGCCCAGCGGGGCUGGGGCCUGGGAUGGGAUUUCCCACAACGUUCCCUGCCUCUUUCAAGAAACAGGAAGGGUAGAACAGCGAAGUGGCACCAAGGAUGGGUGGCAUGGUGCCAGCCUGUCCCAAGAAGGGCCCCUAUAGGCCUGGAGGUCUGCCUCCUCCCCCCACUGGACAGGGUAGGGCUCAGCUUGGCCUGCACCCCUGAUGUCACCCCCUGUCCCCUGCAGCCCAAACUCUGCUAUCAAGACCUGCAUAGCACCUUGCUCUUGGAUCCCAGGCACCCACAGGCCAAGGUGCUGCUCAAGAUGAUGGUGGACCAGGCCCAGAAGUCAUUCCAGGAUGCCGGGAUCCUAGCCGUGCAGGGCAAGCUGCAGCAUGCACUGCAGUGUAUCAACUGUGCCAUAGAAAACAGCCCUCUGGACCCCAGCUUCUUCCUUUUCCGGGGCACCAUGUACCGACGGCUCCGGGAGUUUGAUGCCGCCGUGGAGGACAUCCUGAAGGCGCUGGACAUGAUGACCGAGCACCAGGAGGACCUGGUGCAGCAGGCGCAGCGCCAGCUGCUGCUGACCUACAACGACUUCGCGGUGCACUGCUACGUGCAGGGCGCCUACCAGGAGAGCGUGCUGCUGCUCAACAAGGCCCUCAGGGACGAGCAGCGGGAGAAGAGCCUGUACAUCAACCGCGGCGAUUGCUUCUUCCAGCUGGGCAAUCUGACCUUUGCUGAGGCGGACUACCAGCAGGCGCUGGAGCUGAGCCCGCAGGACGAGGGCGCCAACCUGCGCAUGGGCCUGCUGCAGGAGAAGAUGGGGUUUUGCGAGCAGAAGAGCAAACAGUUCCAGAAUGCAGAGAGCCACUUCUCAAUGGCCAUCCAGCACAAUCCCCAGAGGGCCCAGUACUACGUGCACCGUGCCAGGUGCCGGCAGCUCAUGCAGAACAUUUUUGGGGCCCGCCAGGACAUUGUCACUGCCCUGCUCCUCAACCCUAACCAACCAAAGCUGCUCCCGCUGAUAACCAGCCUCUUCCCGGGCAUGUCAAUGGAGAAGGUGCUUAGCAGCCAGGUGGCUUACCUGGCCAGGUCGCAGCUGAGUCGAGUAAUGGAAAAGAGCCUGCAGAACAGCAUCCCUCGAGGCAUCGUGGGGCAGCUUAGGAAGCGGGAACUGGAGCGCCAGAAAGCCCAGGCCCUGCACCGUUCCUGGAAGCUGGAACAGCCUUUGUUCGAGACCUCAGAGAAGCUGGACACCAAUCCCCAGACCCAGCAGGCAGAGCCAGAACACCCAGAGGAGGCCAAGGGCCCUGGGGAGGAGGAGAAGCCGGAGCCCACUCCCAGCAAGGUGAGGUCCCUGUCCGACGGCUACCUCGACCAGACCUCUUCAGGCUCCAUCUUGGGCUUCAGGACCCCGUCAACCUCAGAGACAGAGAUGUCCACUAUGUGCCAGGAAUACAGAAGCAGCUCGGCCACCACUGUGGCAUUCUCCGAUUCCUCACUGCUGAAGACUCAAUCCUCAGACUUAGAAAACAAGGAAGACCUAAGCGUGGGCCGGAGCCCCAGAAAAACCAAGGCUGCCCAGGACCAGAGCCAGAGACCCAGCAAGACCAAGGCCACCCAAGGCCCAAGGUCAAAGCCCAACAAGACCAAGGCCACCCAAGGCCCAAGGCAGAGGCUCAGAAAGGCCAAGGUUGCUCAUGGCCGGAGCUGGGGACCCAGCAAGGCUGCUGCUACUCAGGGCCAGAGCUGGGGACUGAUCCAAAGUUCCAGCAAGACCAAGACUUUCUAUGACCCAGGUGGGAGCCCCAGCAACACUGAGGCUACCCAGAGCACAAGUGUAGGUAGGUUCCAGCAAGACUGAGGUCCCCAAAGGCCUGAGGCAGAACCCCAGCCCCAGCAGUUACACUGCUCUCUGAAGGGGCCACUGAGCCCCUCCCUCAUGUCUUGCUGGGGAUGGGAGAUAUUCUACCCUUGUACACACCGGCUCCCAGCAAUUAGAAACCUCGGCCAACAUUCCUCUGGUCCCAUGGCUAAGUUUAUUGUAUCUGUUCUCCUCUUUUACAAAAUUAAAAACCAACAACCAGGCCCAA
Hipposideros armiger (great roundleaf bat) is the source of this 2821-nucleotide messenger RNA. RefSeq names its product tetratricopeptide repeat protein 16-like. NCBI's taxonomy places the organism in Eukaryota, Metazoa, Chordata, Mammalia, Chiroptera, Hipposideridae. The record is from RefSeq and is a predicted model, not a curated record. The transcript has 8 exons. Gene Ontology annotation, molecular function: protein binding. The coding region runs from base 694 to 2592 and encodes 632 amino acids.